This is a messenger RNA of Mycena citricolor, 322 nucleotides long. NCBI's taxonomy places the organism in Eukaryota, Fungi, Basidiomycota, Agaricomycetes, Agaricales, Mycenaceae. The record is from the annotation of a GenBank genome assembly.
UUUCGGUGAUCCCGACUGGACUGCAACGCCGAUUCGCCGACGCCGCCGCUGCAUUCAUCCGCAAAUAUCCAGAGAACUGUCUUGCGGAUGAUCAUGGACUCUACUCGGUGCUUGGCUGGGCCGUCCAUGAGUACGACGGGUAUAUGACCAAUGUGGAUGCAUUGCGCGUCCUGGACGUGGCUGUGUCGCAGGUGCAGACGGAAGAUCAGCAGCAAAAACACCGGGUCAAUGCUCAAUGGAUCCGGGAAUGGAUGCAGGACCGGCUCCAUCCCGAGGACAUUUUUGCCGCCUUUGUCUCACUGGUAAGUGACGGCGAGUGAAG